AUGGCUUGGUCGUUGCCGCAUAUCUCGGCGCUCCCGCCAGAGAUCCUUCAUCACAUCCUAACAUAUCUUCCCAUCUCUACUUUGCUGGGUUUCGGGCAAACUUCCCGACGACAUUACCUGGCCGCCGGUCUGGCCGUGCAGAACCUUCAGCUCGCCAUUCUUCCUCGACGCAUCCAUGGUGUGCUGGCCUUCUUGAAUUCGUCUACUUUUGAGGAGACAGACGCCAUAUAUGGAGACCUGGACUACGACUCUCCCGCUCAUAAUCAGAUAGUGGUCCCGUCUCCGCUUCCGGUGCCGCUGAUCGGCACCAAGAGACGAAAAAGUUCGGGCCCACCUCCUGUCACCCCUGCUCAGCACCGCGAGCGACUCUUUGAGCUUCAGAAUGCUCUUGCUUGCUCCGUUCUGUCCACGCCCAGCCUUGGCCAUCUCCGUUCUUUGACUCUGCACAUCUACGACAUUGUUUCGCCAUCACUGACUGAAAUCCUCGCCACCGGCUUCCCUAGCCUCCGGCACCUCCAUCUCAACUUCAGUCAUCGUUAUCUCCACGAUUCAUGUUUACCGGCCCACUACUGGACAUCGUCCCACUACCUUCAGGCCAGUCCGAUAUGGGACGCUCUGGCAGGUAUUGGUGAAGAACACGAAUCGAACUUGAAGUUGAGGAACUUGGAGAACUUGACGGUUGAGCGCGCGGGUCUUACGAGUGUGCAGUUGCAGAAAUGGGUGGAGAAGAAUCCCAGGUUACGGCAUCUGACGUUACGAAAUGUCGCCGGGGUGGAUGUCGGGUUUGUGCAGUUCCUCGGUGGUGCAGCCAGGGACUGGACGGCCAAUGGAGGGGUGUCGAGAUCUGCCAGGUUGGAGACUCUUGCACUGGAACACUGUGCUUCUUUGACGCUCACCAAUGUGGAGGAUUUCGUGUGGCUGAACUCCUUGUUUGACAUUGACGCCGACAAGGACUCCAUUGCUCAACUCCGGGGCUCAGAUCGAGGACACCGGGAUCCAACUUCUGCACUUGAGACAAUGUCCUUGCAUGGUUCAAAAAGUGUUUCGACAGCUUCAAUGGUCACGUACCUCGAAACCAGCCGUCCGGCGCUUCGGCAAGUCACGUUGCCGGAUGGGAAAGUUCUAGCAGUCAGGCCGAAGACGACCGCUUCAGGAUCGAGUUCUCCUUACAUCAACAUAAGGGAGCAGAUCGAAGCGCCGGAAUGGGAUGCAGAGGUGAAGGAUCAAAGAACUACUGAGGACCGCAAUGACCGUAUGCAUCCUGACGAGCUCGGCGGCAGCAGCAGCAAGCAGAAAUGA
This is a messenger RNA of Capronia coronata CBS 617.96, 1299 nucleotides long. RefSeq lists its product as uncharacterized. NCBI's taxonomy places the organism in Eukaryota, Fungi, Ascomycota, Eurotiomycetes, Chaetothyriales, Herpotrichiellaceae. Gene Ontology annotation, molecular function: protein binding. Bases 1 to 1299 code for a protein of 432 amino acids. The record is from RefSeq and is a predicted model, not a curated record. The transcript has a single exon.